This is a messenger RNA of Mus pahari (shrew mouse), 2194 nucleotides long. RefSeq names its product solute carrier family 52 member 2 (gene Slc52a2). Gene Ontology annotation, biological process: riboflavin transport. The transcript has 4 exons. The coding region runs from base 591 to 1937 and encodes 448 amino acids. Gene Ontology annotation, molecular function: riboflavin transmembrane transporter activity. The record is from RefSeq and is a predicted model, not a curated record. Gene Ontology annotation, cellular component: plasma membrane. Lineage: Eukaryota; Metazoa; Chordata; Mammalia; Rodentia; Muridae.
UUAGCCGGCGUCUUACUAUUACAACCCCUGGACUGGGGUUUGGCUGCCUUCCGGGCUCAGUGCAGUGCUCCCGGGACUGGGCGGGCUGUUCCCGGCCCCACGCCCCUGAUGCACCGGACUCAGCGGAGGAGCCCGGAAUCGAAUCAGCCAGCCACGCCCCUCGCCGAUCCACGCCGGCUGCCUGAAGUUCGCUGUCAUCCAGUCUGGUUUAGCAGCGCCAAGACUUGGUCCUCCGCAAGCAUCGAGGACUGGCUCUUUCGCUCGUCCUCCUCCCCGGAGCCACGCUUUGAGCCUGCUUCUCGCUCCCCCGCUUGCCAGUCUUGUUCGGAAGGGUCCCGGUACAGGCUCCAUAGUAGGUGCAGCUCCUGAUCUCCCUCCAGGGGCCUUGGUUUUGCAAUCUGUCCACCUCAGACCCCGACUUUGUCCACUCGCAUUUUUUCUUUUUUCUUUUUCUUUUUGUCCCCCACCAGGUGAAAGAAGCUUGAUUCUUUUUCUCUAGAAUAGCUAGAGAAGCUUUAGGACCUACGUGGGGAAAGAGCGAAUUGUUACCUUCGCUUUGUCCUGGAGGGCCCGCUUUGACCUCUGACCUAAUGGCAGCACCUCCGCUGGGCCGACUGGUGCUGACCCAUCUGCUGGUGGCCCUUUUCGGCAUGGGCUCCUGGGCUGCGGUCAACGGGAUCUGGGUAGAGCUGCCGGUAGUGGUGAAAGAGCUCCCGGAGGGUUGGAGCCUCCCUUCCUAUCUCUCUGUGCUUGUGGCGCUGGGGAACCUGGGUCUGCUGCUGGUGACCCUGUGGAGGCGUCUGGCUCGCGGCAAGGGCGAGCGAGUCCCCAUCCAAGUGGUUCAGGGGCUAGGCAUAGUGGGCACAGGCCUGCUGGCCCCUCUGUGGAACCACGUGGCCCCAGUGGCAGGAAAGCCCCACUCGGUGGCCUUCCUAACGCUGGCGUUUGUGCUGGCAUUGGCCUGCUGCGCCUCUAAUGUCACUUUCCUGCCCUUCCUGAGCCACCUCCCGCCCCCCUUUUUACGGUCUUUCUUCCUGGGUCAGGGCCUGAGUGCCCUCCUGCCCUGUGUGCUAGCCCUGGGGCAGGGGGUGGGCCGCCUCGAGUGCCUGCAUGUGCCUGCCAACGGCACCACUGGGCCUCCGAUCAAGGUGUCUCCCAUCAAUUUCCCUGAACGUUUUUCUGCCACCACGUUCUUCUGGGUGUUGACUGCCCUGCUGGGCACUUCAGCUGCUGCCUUCCAAGGCCUCCUGUUACUACUGCCAUCCCCGACAUCUGAACCCACGACGGGUACAGGGCUUCGGGUAGAAACACCAGGAACGGAGGAGGAAGAGGAAGAGGCCUCACCCUUGCAGGAACCACCAGGCCAGGCAGCAGGCAUUGUUUCCAGCCCGGACCCUAAGGCCCAUCGGCUGUUCUCUUCUCGAAGUGCCAGUCUACUGGGGCUGCUGGCCUUCACCAAUGCUCUGACCAAUGGCGUGCUGCCCGCUGUACAGAGCUUUUCCUGCCUGCCCUAUGGGCGCCUGGCCUACCACUUGGCUGUCGUCCUGGGUAGCUCUGCCAACCCCCUUGCCUGCUUUCUGGCCAUGGCAGUGCUGUGCAGGUCUCUGGCAGGGCUGUGUGGUCUGUGUCUGCUGGGCAUGUUUUUGGGCUCCUACCUGAUGACACUGGCAGCCCUAAGUCCCUGUCCUCCUCUAGUGGGCACCUCUGCAGGUGUGGUCCUCGUGGUGCUCUCGUGGGUCCUGUGCGCAGGCACAUUCUCGUACAUCAAGGUGGCUGUCAGUUCCAUGUUACACAGCGGAGGCCGGCCAGCACUGCUCGCCGCUGGUGUGACUAUUCAGGUGGGCUCUCUGCUGGGCGCAGUCGCCAUGUUCCCCCUUACCAGCAUCUACCGAGUAUUUGGCAGCGGAGAGGACUGUGUGAACCAGUGUGGCCCCUGAACCCUGACGUGUGGGAGUUACUUCACACUUGUCUCCACUUGGAGGGGAGUGGGGGUCACAGUGCCUGGGUCCUAUGGCCCAAGGUGGCCUGCCUACACGCAGACAAUAUGGAUAUUUCACACUCCACAAGAGACCUGGCUUUGGAGAAAAGACCAGGGUGAGGACCAAAGAGCAGGCCCAGACCCAGGGAGAGGUUGGAGCUGAGUGGCCUUCACCCUGGGACCUCUGUGGGAUUUGCACAAUAAAACAUCUUCAUC